AUGGCUGGGAGAUGGCAUCGGUGGCUGCUUGUCAGCCUCGUCACGCUCAGCGCGGCGCGCAAGACCCACUUUGAGCCGUGGUCUCCUUGCCACACUCUGCACGGCAGCGGGAAAAACGCGCUGGUCACGGGAAUCACUGGGAUGCUGGGAAGCCAUGUUGCCGAGGCCUUGCUCGAGCGCGGCUACAAAGUCUUCGGUGUCGUGAGGCCGCGCAGCAACAUCCGAAACCUGGCGACCUUCCAAGCCAAGAUUGAGAUUUUAACUGCUGAGCUGACAGACCCGUGGCGGGUGUUGAGGUUGAUGGAGAAGGUGAAGCCAGACUACAUCUUUCAUUUCGCGGCCCAAGCCUUCAACAGCCUGUCUUUUGAUCAACCUGCCGAGACCCUGUCCACAAACAUGAUGAGCACGCUCCACAUUCUGGAGGCAGCGCGUCAACUGAACAUGAAGAGCAGUCGGGUGGUGAUUGCAGGUUCUUCUACCGUUUACGGCGCUUCGACAGAGGACUGGGAUGGGCCUGUUCCUGAAGAGGCCGCUAUGAAGCCAGUGUCGCCCUACGGUGUCAGUAAGGCAGCCAGUGAGCUGCUUGCUUUGUCGUAUGCCCGCGCCCACGGCCUUCACGUCAUAGUGCCGCGAUUCUUCAUCCAUCUGGCACCACGAGGUGUGGAGGCGCUUGCCUUGCACGACUUUGCCAGGCAGGUCGCGAUGGUGGAGAGGGGCCUCCUUUCUCCUCCUGUGCUGCGCCAUGGGGACUUGUCGACCCGACGCGACAUCACGGACAUCGUGGACUCCGCACCUGUGGUGGUGUGCCUGGCGGAAGUGGCUCCAAGCGCCACGGUGGUGAACCUUGGUUCGAAUGUUUCAUACAGCAUGCAGCAGCUGUUGAAUGAGCUGGUUCUGCUCAGCCCUUCAUGGAGACCAGAGAAUCAGUCGGAUGGUCCUUCUGCCCUCCGCUUGGAGAUGGACGUGUCACGCCUCCGGGCAUAUGACGAGCGCAUUGUCAUGGCAGAUAUCAGCCGAGUUCAACAACUGACAGGGUGGGUUCCUCAGCCGGAUAUGCCGCGCCUGCUGCGCAUGUUGCUGGACUACUGGAGGCAUGAGACUGCCUUCCGCUAUCCAGAAGAGCUUUCCUCACCCAGGCCCGCAAGCUCUGAUGACAGAACUGAGUUCAUGGCAGAGUUGUAA
This is a messenger RNA of Symbiodinium natans, 1182 nucleotides long. Lineage: Eukaryota; Dinophyceae; Suessiales; Symbiodiniaceae. The record is from the annotation of a GenBank genome assembly.